Messenger RNA from Cyprinus carpio (common carp), 1692 nucleotides. RefSeq lists its product as uncharacterized. Bases 1 to 1485 code for a protein of 494 amino acids. The transcript has 9 exons. Lineage: Eukaryota; Metazoa; Chordata; Actinopteri; Cypriniformes; Cyprinidae. The record is from RefSeq and is a predicted model, not a curated record.
AUGUUUUGUGGUUGGCUGAGGAGUGUUCAGGUCUGUAAGCAGAGGCAGGCACUGGCUCUGUUCUUUACACACUGCAGACUCUUGCGUGUGUGUUUCUGUCAGUGGAGAAUCAUCUGCACUCAGCAGCAGCUCGCCAACAGCAAAACACAACACACACUCCACCUGAGAGCCAAAGCCGUCUUACAGCAGUGGAGGAAACAUACACACUUCAGGAUCAGUCAACGCGCUCUCCUGUGUGAGCAUGACGAGAGGAGGAAGACUGUCACGAAGAGAAGAACGUUUCUCAUGUGGAGUCAGGUAGUGGAGCAUUUCAGAAGAGCUCAGCACUGUCACAGAGGAGCCUUAAAGCACAGGUGUUUCUCUCAGUGGCUCCAUCAGUUAGAGCUGCUGUGUGUGAGCAGAGAGCUGGAGGAGCUCUGGACACAGAGACUGCAGCGGAGAGCUUUCAGCCUGUGGCAGCUCAGACUCAGCCGUGCUCGCUCUCACCUGCAUCACACACGCCGCUGGAGAGACACGCGGCAGCUCCGUCUUUAUCUGAGUGUGUGGAGAGAGAGACUCGAUGAGAGCAAGAGGGCCCGUCUGUGUCGGCUCAGACAGCAGACACACGUCAUGUGCAGGAUGAGAAACACGCUCCUGUGCUGGAGAACAGCGUUCAGCCAGAGGCUCCGGAGCAGAGAUCACUGCACACAGACACAGCAGAGGAGAGCUCUGCUGGCGUGGCACAGACAGACCGUAUCAGCGCAGAGACUGAGGUACAGAGAGGCCUGCUUCCAGUACAGCCGCGAGCUGAGACUGCAGGCUGCUGUAUUGAGGCAGUGGAGAAGAGCACUGAUCCAGGGUCAGCAGAGGCAGUGUGUUCUGGAGAGCCUGCUCAUCAUCUAUCAUAGCAGACUCAGUGAUCCAGCUUCUCAUCGCUGGAGAUCUGCGGCCACAGCAUUUAACAACAGAUUACUUCACAAGUGCUUCAGGUGUUGGACACAUAGCAGGGGUUUGUUGAAAGUAGCAGACAUGUUUUGUAUAAAGAAGAAAAGAAAUGAAGCCCGGUUUGUCCUGAGGAUGUGGUCACUGUGGGCUAAAGAAGGUAGAGCGCAGAGGCGGAUGGGGGAGGCUGUGAGUCUCUGGCUGGAGGGCAGAGGAGUAUCUAGAAGUUUCCAUCGUUGGGUCAAAGUGUAUCAGCAACACCAGAAAGCCUCCCACCACAUACAAACACAGCUUUCACACAGCAUCAGAGCAGUGGAGAGAAGAGGAGAGCGUGGACUGACCCGCCGGUACUGGACCUGCUGGACAAACCAAACUGAAGCAUCACUGCUGUGUACACAGCAAUACGAGCGCUGUGUGCUGCAGAGAGCCUGGCUCACCUGGAGAAAGAGACACAUCAGGAACAGAGUGUCUGCUGAUCACUCAGCCACCGUUAACAGCACGCUAUUGGCUCAGGUGUUGCAGGUGUGGUGGCAGCGAGCCCACAGGACAGACUUUGAGUCCUAACCAGUUCUGUCUGUUUACAAGCAGAGUGUUAACAGAUGAGUGAAGAUCAUAUCAGACUGCAGAAACUCCACACACACCUCCAAAACAAUCAUCAUUUACCCCGAGUAUUCAACAACACAUUUACACACGUCCCUUCUGUCCAGUCUGGAAUGGCUAAUUCUCCUGCAUAGUGUUUAUUUACAUUAGGCUUUCCCCUGGAGAGAAAAA